AUGAUGAGCGGGAGGAGCAGCCGGUACCCCUUCACCGCGUCUCAAUGGCAGGAGCUCGAGCACCAGGCUCUCAUAUUCAAGUACAUGGCCUCCGGCGCCCCCGUCCCUCAUGAUCUCCUCCUUCCCCUCAGGGGGAGUUUCUUCUUGGACUCCGCCCCUCCUCCAGCGCAGCUCUUCCCUCACCAGUCCGGCGGUAACCUCUCUGUCCUUCCUCUUCCUCUUCUUCAUCUUCAUCUUCUUCUUCUUCAUCUUCUUCUUCUUCUUCUUCUUCUUCGUCUGCGUCUUCUUGCUGAGGAUGAAAAUGGAGGGGCCUGUUUUGUGUUUGCGGCAGUGGGAUGGGGAUGCUUCCAGAUGGGGUUGGGGAGGAAGGUGGAGGACCCGGAGCCGGGGAGAUGCCGGAGGACAGACGGGAAGAAGUGGAGGUGCUCCAAGGAGGCGUACCCAGAUUCCAAGUACUGCGAGAGGCACAUGCACAGAGGGAAGAACCGUUCAAGAAAGCCUGUGGAAAUCUCCGUCCCCCCCAUCUCCCCCGCCGCGGCCGCGGCCGCCCCGAACUCCUCGUCCUCUCUGUACCCGAUGCAUCUAUCCGCGGGGGAGGCCCACCACUUCAUGUACCCCUUCGCUGGACCCAGGCACCCGCAUGGCGGCGCUCCUCACUUCCACAUGGACUCUGCUUCACCCGUGGAUAGAGAUUACAGGUCUUCUUCUUCCUCCUCAUCCUCCUCCUCCAAUGCUUCUUUCUUGCUCUCUCCAUUCCCUUACUGAUUGAUUCAGAGCUGAAACAGGUACUGCCAUGGAGUGGUGAAGGGGGGCGACGAUCAUCAUCAGUACGGAUUCCUGUCGGAGACCCCAGGGGGGGAGAGGGGAGGCCCAUGGAGGUUCACUCCUCUGGGGAUGAGCUCCCUGGGGGAUCCGCGGCAGAGGAGCUGCUCCUCCUUGGGCGGCGGCGGCUUCUUCGCCGGACCCGAUCUUCCCAAAGAGGAGGAGAAGCGGCAGCGCUGCUUCCUGCUGGGGGCGGAUCUGAAGGUGGAGAGGGGCGGCAAGGAGGAGGAGAGGGCAGUGGAGCAGCAGCGGCCCCUCCGCCGUUUCUUCGAUGACUGGCCGCCGCCGAAGGAGAAGGACCAGCAGCACGGCUGGGGCGGCGGCUUUCCCAUGACCCAGCUCUCCAUCUCCAUCCCAAUGGCACACCACGACUUCCUUGUCUCCAAUUCCCGCGGCGGUAACUCUCUCCCCCGACACCCCACCCCCCUCUCUCUUCCAUUGCCAGUCUCGUUUCUCUCACUAACGAACCUGUGUCUGACGCAGAUGACUGA
Molecule: messenger RNA, 1313 nt
Organism: Spirodela intermedia
Lineage: Eukaryota; Viridiplantae; Streptophyta; Magnoliopsida; Alismatales; Araceae
Source: the annotation of a GenBank genome assembly